Messenger RNA from Sardina pilchardus (European sardine), 5054 nucleotides. RefSeq names its product Tnf receptor-associated factor 2b (gene traf2b). Gene Ontology annotation, biological process: regulation of apoptotic process; protein K63-linked ubiquitination; positive regulation of canonical NF-kappaB signal transduction. The coding region runs from base 622 to 2091 and encodes 489 amino acids. Gene Ontology annotation, molecular function: tumor necrosis factor receptor binding; zinc ion binding; ubiquitin-protein transferase activity. The record is from RefSeq and is a predicted model, not a curated record. NCBI's taxonomy places the organism in Eukaryota, Metazoa, Chordata, Actinopteri, Clupeiformes, Clupeidae. Gene Ontology annotation, cellular component: cytoplasmic side of plasma membrane. The transcript has 11 exons.
CGGUGCUGGGGGGUGGUGGAAGGCGGGGCUGGUUGAAAGUCUACAUAUGUUGACGUACUUUGCAAGCAAUAAAAGGUUGGGAGUUGUUGGAGUCUGCAACAUUUGGGUCCUCUGUUGCACUCGAUGCAUGGAUGAUAAUGGCACGAAUAUCUUUGCCCUCCUCCCUGGAAUCCUCAUUACCAGGGAUCAUACGGUCCGUUCUCACAGGACACAUGGAGACAAAAUACCUGUGCCAGCAUUGUGACGACAUCCUCAGAAAGCCAGUUCAAGCACAAUGCGGCCAUCGUUACUGUGUAUUUUGCUUCAAUCAGCUCACCAGGUACCAAGGAUGUUGCCCAACUCCUCAGUCUGCAACCCUUUCCCUUCCCUCUAACCACCUGAGUUGUCCCACAAUCACUGGGCUUGCUGGAUAUUGAUCCACUGAUCCUGUUCAUGUAGCUGGCUUCGUUUGUUGCUCAAUCACUUCACUACCACCCUUUCACUUGCUUUGAUGCAGCACUAUGUGAUGGCUUCGUCUUUUGACCUCCUCAGUAGGAUACUCGCCAGGAUGUAUUUCUCUGCUCCGGCCCUAAACCCUGUGAAGCAUGUCGUGUGGAGGGUAUAUUUGAAGAGUCUCAGUCCAUGCUGAAUGGAAAAGAAGCAUUUCCAGACAAUGCGGCGCGUCGAGAGAUUGAUGGUCUUCCAGCAAAGUGCCCAAAUGAAGACUGCACUUGGGCUGGGACCAUGAAAGAGUUUGAGGGCCAACAUGAAGGCCAAUGUGAAUUUGAGCGGAUCACUUGUGACGCAUGCCAGCAACGCAUCCUACGCAGCGAGAAAGACCGACACAAUGAGAGAGAGUGUGAAGCCAGAACCCUCAACUGCAAAUACUGCAAAGUUUCCUUCAACUUUAAAGACAUAAAGGCUCAUGAUGAGAUCUGUAUAAAGUUUCCCAUGCAGUGCAAAGAGUGCGGAAAGAAAAAAAUCCCACGAGAGAAGUUUCCAGAACAUGUUAAAACCUGUGUCAAGAGCAAGACAGCAUGCCAGUUCAACAAAGUUGGCUGCCAAGCAGUGAUUGACAAUGGGAAGCAGCACGACCACGAGCAGGCCUCCAUAAUGGAUCACCUGCGGCUGGUCCUGACUGCUCUGACUGCCCUGACGUCAUGGCGGAGUGUACCGAGCGUGCAGAGCGAUGGCUUGGGCGAGUACCAGGAGGACUGUGGUGGGCUGGGCCUGUACCGUGCGCCUGAGGAAGGGGCCGUCGGAGGCGCUGCCGCCGCCGCCUGCGGAAAGGCCUCGUGCAGCAACGGGUACAGUGGACGAGAAGGACUGAGAAGUAGCAACGGCCUGGGUCUUUACCAGGGUCCAGACGAAGGAGCGUCGGUGGGCAGCGGAGGGUUGGGGAGAGGAGGGAAGAGCACAGUAGGACUGGAGCUGAAGGUGACCGCACUGGAGAAUAUUGUGUGCGUGCUCAACCGAGAGCUGGAGAGAACGUCGCUGACGCACGAGGCCCAUGUACGCCAGCAACGCCUCGACCAAGAAAAGAUCGAGUCCCUCAACAACAAGGUUCAUCAGCUGGAACGUCAGCUAACCAUGAGGGACCUGAAGUUGUCCGAAACAGAACAGACUCUUCGCGAGCUGCAGCACUGCACGUUUGACGGUGUGUUUGUCUGGAAGAUUGCCGACUUCAGCCACCGCAGACAAGAUGCUCUCGCAGGACGAUCUCCAGCACUGUUUUCUCCAGCAUUCUACUCCAGUAAGUACGGAUAUAAGAUGUGCCUGAGGCUCUACCUGAAUGGAGACGGCACAGGUAGAGGGACACACCUGUCUUUGUUCUUCGUGGUGAUGCGUGGAAAGUACGAUGCCCUUCUCAAGUGGCCGUUUAGUCAGAAGGUGACCCUGAUGCUCCUGGACCAGAACAACCGGGAGCACAUCAUCGACGCCUUCCGGCCAGACACCAGCUCCACGUCCUUCCAGCGGCCCAUCAGUGAGAUGAACAUUGCCAGCGGCUGUCCCCUCUUCUGCCCGCUGGCCAAGCUGGCCUCGGCCAAGAACUCGUAUGUCAAAGACGACACCAUCUUCAUCAAAGCCAUAGUAGACCUGACAGGUCUUUAACGACGCUAUUCUGUGUAAUAGUGAAAGAUUGAUCAUUUCAAAUAUCUAUAUUUAUAAUUAUUAUCUCUUUAUAUUUAUAACACAUAUUAUAUAUGAAUAUGAUUAUAUAUAUAUUUAUUAUACAUAUUAUAGAUGAACUAUAAGGAUCGAAACUGCUGCCAAUCAAAAAUAGAAUGGGGAAAAAAGACAUUGCUAUCUCUGGAUGUAUUUAUUUCUGUGCAGACCAAAUUGUCACCACCAAGAAAUAGAACUAUUUCUACGUGAAGCCACGUGAAGGUGCUUUUGUCAUAAUGCGAGCUGUGGAAGCAGCAAAAGUGAACACUGAUUUUGAAUCUCCCAACAUACUGUAUAUCCCUUAGCAAACAAAACACCAGCUUAUGGAGUCUGCUCUCCUGCGUCAAUCUGCACAGACUGGAACAUCCAAGUACCAUGGUACAAUGUCAUUGGUGAUAAUGAUGAUGAUAUACAAUAUUUUAUAUUAUAACAUAAUAAUACUAAUGAUAUCAAUAAUAAUAAUAAUAAUAAUAUGUCAUUACAUUGUAUGGUAGCUCAGGUCGUUGCCUUUAUAAUUAAAUAUACAUUUGAAUAUCAUAUCAAUCAGCAUAAAAAUGUUCAUUGAUGAAACAGUGAAAACAGCUUUAGUAAUAAUAUAAUAAUAAUAAUAAUAAUAAUAACUUGGACUUCUAUAGCGACUUUCUUAGUACCCAAGGUCACUUAACACUUGGGGGGUUGGGGGGACUUUGUGAAAAUAAAUGUUUCAAGGUGCUUUUGAACAUGGGCAGGGACGGGUCAGAGUGGACACUGUUUAUAAGAGUAGCCAGUGGUUCCCAUGAGUAGUCACAAGCUUCUAUUAUCUGCAUUUUCAACUCCAACAUGUUGAGGAUUUAGGAUGCACGUUGUGUGGUAAUCUUGGUUUUCAGUUUGCCGGGGCUUGGGUCUCAAAGCUCCAGAGUAUAAAGAAGACUGGAGACAAGGGAUUUGUUAGCUUCAAACCCCAGCAAAGUUAGAUCUGGGAUAUACUAGUUAUACACUUACUGUAUAUUACAUCUCUGAUUAGCUUCGUUAGCUACAGCGUAGCACCAACCACCAUGUGACCAUAUGGGACUACUCACUGAAGCAAACCAUAAUGGAGUCUCAUACUGGAUCUGUCUUAUGUUACUUUAAUUUUAUGUGUUAAUUUUUCUGAACAUAAUCAUGUGAUUGCCACACAAUGAUAACAGUAUUUGGUGAUGAUCAGGGGCAAAUAAGAGAAUUAUUUGUUGAAUAAUAAUAGCACGCAUAACAUUGUUUUCUUUGUAGGGUUUCCCACGGGUCAUGGAAUUUUAGAAAGGCUAUUCCAGACACGUGAAGUCAGGGAAUUUUGGGGAAAAGUCAUGAAAUACCAGGGAAUUUUAUUGUAGCAAUUUAAAACGUAGUUGCUGUAUUGUGUAUUAUCUUCUUAUUAGCUUGUUUAAGUAGCCCGGCUGUGUUUUUAUGCAAUGUGUGUUUAUUCAUCUCCCACUCUGAAAAAGAUUCUUGAACGCUAUGCACGUUCCCUGAAAUCAUGUCAGUCUGUGUAUUGUACAAUUCAUUAUAUAAGUUGUGGAAAUUUAGUUUCAGUCUUAAACUGUUUAUGAUGUUAGUCGCUUUGGUUGCGUCAGACAAAUGUAAUAUGAUAUAAUGAAAAGUCAUGGAAUUGUACACUUGAUUAAGAGUGGGAACCCUGUUUUUGCUUUAUUUGAUUUUAUCAGACUGUAGGUAGAAGGUAAUAAGAAGGUAAUGUGGGCAGCCGUGGUGUACUGGUUAGCGCAUCGGGCUUGUAACCGGAGGGUUGCCGGUUCGAUCCCCGACCAGUCCACCACGGCUGAAGUGCCCUUGAGCAAGGCACCUAACCCCUCACUGCUCCCCGAGCGCCGCUAGUUGGGCAGGCAGCUCACUGCUCUGCGUUGUGUGAUUCACCUCACUGUGUGUUCACUGUGUGCUGUGUGUUCACUAAUUCGGUUAAAUUGGGUUAAAUGCAGAGAACUGAAUUUCCCUCACGGGAUCAAAAAAGUAUAUAUUCUUAUUCUAAUAUACUCUCAUAUGCUAUAUCAAUUUGUAUUUGUACUAGAAUGUAACGAAACUAGGCUAAUCUACAUGCAAGACAGCACAUAACUGAAUGUCUUUACUAAUAAUUUAGUACGGAAUAUUGCUAUUACAAUUCUAUGUCAUGUUCUAUAUUCUAAGUCAGAUUUAUUUGUAUUGUAGCCCUAGUACAUACUCGCCAUAGAGGGUAGCCAUGCAUGGGAUAGCAUGAAAAGCGUGAAAAGCCUGAAAAGCCUGAAAACAUGUAUCAUAGAUGUUUGAAUGAGUUUGCGUGAAAUUGCCACAUUCUUUGAGAAUGUUGACAAUGCUAUUGUGUUGCAUCUAAAUCCUGAGUUGUAGAGGAUGUUUAUUUCCGUCUGCAAGUACUGUACCUGAGCUGGCGGUGACAUGCAUGUGCUGGGAAAUGUGCCACCUCUCUAUAAGCUGUGACCUUGGCGUGGUGGAGAGGCUUGAGUGUCUUGUGGACUCUGAGGGCUACGACGGGUAGGGGCCCACCAACAAUGCGUCCCCUAGCAGGUUUAACCAUACCGGCCAGGCCUCAGGUGAGGGGCGGGACUAACACAGCAUGUCUGUUAAACAAACACUGGAUGUCAAUUGUGCACUCCUCACUAAUCCAGUAUAAAGGCUUCUUGGAGCAAUGGAGAUAAACAGUAUUAAUAUAAUAUCAACAUCAUCAACAAUAUCAAGGAAGAAGAAAUAACAGGAACAGGAAGGAGAAAUAACAGCUGAAUCUGGCGAAAUGAUGCCUGAAAUGUUGCAUCUACUGGCACACUCCCACCAUGAAUGAACCCAGACCAACUCAGAAUUUGUGAACAUCUGGAGAUAGGUGUAUAACUUCACAUAAUUUACACUUGUAUGCAUGGAUGAAGAUCUGAAAUAAAAACCUCACAACUCAACAA